Molecule: messenger RNA, 1158 nt
Organism: Cydia splendana
Lineage: Eukaryota; Metazoa; Arthropoda; Insecta; Lepidoptera; Tortricidae
Gene: RPA2
Product: replication protein A 32 kDa subunit
Exons: 6
Coding region: 276-1076 (266 amino acids)
Biological process (GO): DNA replication; double-strand break repair via homologous recombination; nucleotide-excision repair
Cellular component (GO): DNA replication factor A complex; site of double-strand break; chromosome, telomeric region
Molecular function (GO): single-stranded DNA binding
Source: RefSeq, a predicted model, not a curated record
AUUGUAAUGCAUAUAAUAUUAAACUUUUACUUACAAGAUUUUGUGUUUCCGUAGUCUUUCCGCCUUUAUAAUAAGUAUAUAACCUGUUAGGUCAGUAAUUGGAAUAAAGAAACCAGUCUUAAUUCCUGUGUGUCGUGACUGUUUAUUCAAUAUCCGAAAGUGAAACCGCCAAUUGCACCAGAUCUAGCCGUAACCCUUGUGAUCGUAAAUCAAAAAUUUGAAAUAACAAUACUGUCUACGUAAGAAAAUCAAUCUUUCUAAAAUCAACCGUAAAUAUGUGGAACGACCAAUCAGCGGCCGGAGGUGGAUUUUUUAAUUCUCCUAGCCAGUUUGGAAAUGCAAACACACCAAACCAGCCUCAAAAAACGGGCCGAAGAGCAUCUCGCACGGCACCCAUCGUAAUCCGCCAGGCACUGCACAGUGGUGAUGACGGUGUGAAGAUAUGGGGCACAGAAAUACAAAUAGUUUCUAUUGUAGCGAGAGUCAGGAACAUUCGGAUGCAGAGCACCAAAAUUACGUACACAAUCCAGGAUAUGACGGGCAGGAUGAGAGCUGUCCUUUGGUUGGACCAGGAAGCUAUGGAUGAGGAUGAUAAAUCUUCACCCAAAGUCAAUGUCAAUGACUACAUCCAAAUUUAUGGCAACGUGAAAACCAACAAGGGCAAAAAAGUGGUGAUGAUUUUUAAAAUAAUGCCCAUUACAGAUGUCAAUGCAAUUACAUUCCAUUAUUUACAAUGUAUUAAUAAUAAGGUGAAAAUGGAAGCAGAGUCAAAGAAGGAAAAACCUGUUGCCAACUCAAACUCUACAUUCAACGGUGGCCUGCCAGCCAAUUCCAUGGUCGGCGUGUCUGACAGUGGCGGCUCCGUAAACGGCCUGAACCCGCGCCAGAUGAUGGUUUUCAACCUCAUCCGGGCCUCCACACAAGAGCAGGGUAUCAGCAAGCAGGACAUGUAUGCGUCGCUAAAGGAACGCAUGCCGCAAGUCGAAUUCGAAAACAUUUUGGAAUGGAUGUGUGGUGAAGGUCACAUCUACUCCACUAUUGAUGAAGAACAUUUCCGAGCUACUGAUGCGUUUUAACUUAAGUAAUAAUUAUAUACUCUCUGUAACCCAUCUGCUGUUGAACGGCCAGUUAUUUUUGUAAUAAAGAAGCAAGUUAUAA